This is a messenger RNA of Lindgomyces ingoldianus, 723 nucleotides long. RefSeq lists its product as uncharacterized. The transcript has 3 exons. The record is from RefSeq and is a predicted model, not a curated record. The coding region runs from base 1 to 723 and encodes 240 amino acids. Lineage: Eukaryota; Fungi; Ascomycota; Dothideomycetes; Pleosporales; Lindgomycetaceae. Gene Ontology annotation, molecular function: iron ion binding; heme binding; monooxygenase activity.
AUGGAAAGCCAGUACAAACAUUCCAUGUUCAAGCUCUCUGGCGAGGAUCUUCUUGUAGUGCCUAAUCAGUAUGUUUCAGAGCUCAGGAACAUGCCCGAUGAAAUUGUGAGCUUGAUUCAAGCCAUUAUAGAUAAUUAUGAGGGGCUCUACUCAACCCCCUCGAUAUUGCUCGAAGGCAACUUCCAUACCCGCACUAUACAGUCCCGUUUAACGCCUAGACUGCGUCAUCAUGUCCCAAUUCUACGCAACGCCAGCCAACCCCAACCACCUGGGAAGCUCUGCUCUAACGUACUCAAAGAUCAAUUUACGAAGGUCAAGGGUUUCGAUCUCGUACAUCGCUUAGUCUCGUCCAUUGCGGCUCGGCACUUUGUGGGUGCUCUGCUGUGCGAAGAUGAGGAAUGGCUUUCAACUGCACUCACCUACACUGAAAACACAUUCAUCACUAUUAUAUGUCUCCGAAUCUUCUCUGAUUCGAUCAAGCCUCUGGUAUCGCUCUUUAUCCCCCACGCAUACCUUGUUACUUGGGCACUUCGAAAAGCGAAAAGGAUCAUCGUCCCGUUGAUUCUAGAACGACGGAGCCGAGAGCAGUCAGACCCCAAUUAUACAAAACCUGAAGACUUUUUACAAUACAUGAUGGAUGUAGCGAACAAAUUCGAUAGCCAACCGGACAAGAUCGCUCAUCAGCUUCUGAUCUUAACCUUGGCGGCUGUACAUACUACUUAA